Coprinopsis cinerea okayama7#130 is the source of this 1225-nucleotide messenger RNA. RefSeq names its product protein transporter SEC9. The record is from RefSeq and is a predicted model, not a curated record. Bases 37 to 1095 code for a protein of 352 amino acids. Gene Ontology annotation, molecular function: syntaxin binding; SNAP receptor activity. Gene Ontology annotation, cellular component: plasma membrane; SNARE complex. Gene Ontology annotation, biological process: vesicle fusion; exocytosis. The transcript has 3 exons. NCBI's taxonomy places the organism in Eukaryota, Fungi, Basidiomycota, Agaricomycetes, Agaricales, Psathyrellaceae.
CUCAAGUAUUGAGCCGCUGCUACUAGACUCUACAGCAUGAACUUCUUCAGAAAGAAAGAAACAAUUCCUCCUGUGGCUCCACCAGCAGCACCAUCUGGCCCACCCCCGGCGUCCCAGCGUUAUGCACCUCAGACCUACGUCCCCAGUCGUGACGCCGGCAAAUUCGACAGCGUAGCAUACUCUGCAUCGACAAACAAAGGCCCCCAGCCAAAUCCCAAUGACAACUACUAUGAUAGGUAUAGCCGGAGUAGGAAUGUGGGGGAUGUUUACGCCCGUGGUGGUGGUGAUGCAACCGAAGAUCGCAACGAGUUAUUCUCUGGUUAUGAUGCAAGCAAAUCCGGAGGUUCUGGUCGAUUCUUUGACGGUGGUGUCAUCCCUGAUCGCGAGCCUGGGCAAGAGACGGAAGAAGACAUAGAAGGAAUCAAGAAGCAAACUCGAUUCGUCAAACAAGAGAGUGUUCACUCUACUAGAAAUGCCUUACAGAUGGCCCGUCAGGCCGAAGAGACUGCUAGAAACACUCUUACUCGCCUGGGUGACCAGUCCGAAAAACUUGCCAAUACGGAACGUCACCUUGACGUAUCCAAGGGCUACUCGAUGCGUGCCGAUGACAAGACCGACGAACUUAAGCAACUCAAUCGCUCCAUCUUCCGUCCUGUCAUUACCUGGAACAAGGACGCGAAGCGGGCUGCUCAAGAGGCCAAGAUUCAGGCGCGCUACGAGGAGGAGCGGGACGAGCGCGAGAAAGCAAUGAUGGAUAUCCGCGAAACCCAGGCCCGACUUGGACAAGCUUCGACCUAUGGUCGUAGCAACGAAGAGGAGCUUCUGGGAGGAUCGAGGUUCAAGAACUCGGCGCAGAGUCGUGAGCAACGCAAGCGCUACCAAUUCGAAGCCACCGCUUCAGAUGAUGAGCUAGAAGAUGAAUUGGAUACCAACCUCGACGAAAUCAGUGACAUUAGCAAACGUCUGAAGGCACUUGGGACGGCUAUGGGCCAAGAGCUUGACAACCAGAACGCCCGCAUCGACAGAAUUGCUGGCAAGACCGAUGCCCUGGACAGCAGAAUUCACAGGAACACUGAGAGGCUAAAACGAAUCUAAUGACAUGUGGCUACCACGCGGUGCUUGGAGGGGCUGGACCUCGGACGGAUUCGGUUGUGGAUUGCUUGGAUUUCUGAUUGUAUAAUAAUUAGCGAUAUUGGCCUACAAUAUUGUGACUUUCUUUCCGCGC